AUGCGGUCUGCCCGUGGAUCAGCCGACCAGGGCACAUUCCCGUCAUCCUGGGACACCCAGUACCAGUACAACUGGCUGCUGUUCGGUUACUCACUGGCCCCACGCACUUUCUCAAAGCGCUGUGGACAACCUGCUGCUGUGGGCUCGGUCAUGGGACGAGGCGGUGGUGCAGAUUGUCAGGCACACCUGUCUCACCUGGGUUUUACAAGGAACUGGAAGAAAUUUCUCAUGUCUCAUUGCCUACACCGUGUCGUCAUUGAGAAAACACUAAUAUUCAAGGUUGAAGAGCAGUUUACCCACCACGGCGUCAUCGAUCACCAUGCUACCCUUGGCCCCUACAACACUGCCCAUCUGAUCACAUUCCUGGACACCCUACACAACACACUUGUUCCACCAGAUCAGAUAGACGGCCAAGAGCAGUUCAGGCAGCUCCACACCCCCACCAACCUCCUCCUCCUCUCUCUGGCUGUCUCAGACUUCCUUGUGGGCCUCCUUGUGAUGCCGUUUCAAAUCCUCUCAACAGAGCCCUGCUGGCUCCUGGGUGACCUGGUGUGUGUUCUGUAUCAUUUUAUACCCAUAAUCACUCUCUCUGCCUCAGUGGUAAACAUGGUGCUCAUAUCAGUCGACCGUUAUGUGGCUAUCUGUGACCCUCUGCACUACCCCACCAAAAUCACUGCAAAGAGAGUUCAAAUCUGGGUUUUCCUGUGUUGGGGUUACUCUGUUUUUUACAGUGUUGUGCUUUUAUAUGAUAACCUGAAACAACCAGGAAUGUAUAAUUCCUGCUAUGGAGAAUGUGUGAUUAACGUAAUAGGAGUUGUUGACCUUAUUUUCAGCUUCAUCAUUCCCAUCACUGCCAUCAUCAUUCUGUAUGUGAGAGUGUUUGCAGUGGCUGUGUCUCAGGCUCGUGCCAUGCGCUCCCACAUUACAGCAGUCAACCUGAAGCGAUCAGCGACUGUAACAGCUAAGAAAUCUGAGCUGAAAGCAGCCAGGAGUCUUGGUGUUGUUGUUGCUGUGUUUCUCAUGUGUUACUGUCCAUUUUACUGUGUCUCUCUCUCAGGCUACGAACUUGUAAUUGGUUCUUCAACUGAGGUUCUUAUGAUAUUUGUGGUACUGUUUAACUCCUGCCUAAACCCUUUGAUCUACGCAUUUUUCUACCCCUGGUUUAGAAAAUCUGUUAAACUCAUUGUUACACUUCAGAUACUGCAGCCUCACUCCUGUGGGGCCAACAUACUGUAGAGAGAGACUGUGGAGUGACUGACACGAGACACAUGAGCUUUUCUGUGAAGGAGGAAAUUAUGUGCUGUUGCAGAGUCACUGAAGUGAUGAGGACCUAUUCUGAACAAAUACACAAAUGCUGUCAUAAUCUUUAUUUUAUUAAUCUUGUAAGCAUAUAUGUUACGCAAAUACUCUCUGUUGUAACUUUCUUCAUCGCAAUUCAUUGACAGACUUUUCUCCAGUUAUUAAACUUUGAAUAAUCAAUCACAGUGAUAAUCACCACAAUGAACGGAAACACAUUUAUUUUCCAACAGUCCAAUGUCAAGUUA
Messenger RNA from Micropterus dolomieu (smallmouth bass), 1544 nucleotides. RefSeq names its product trace amine-associated receptor 13c-like. Gene Ontology annotation, cellular component: membrane. The transcript has 3 exons. NCBI's taxonomy places the organism in Eukaryota, Metazoa, Chordata, Actinopteri, Centrarchiformes, Centrarchidae. The record is from RefSeq and is a predicted model, not a curated record. Gene Ontology annotation, molecular function: trace-amine receptor activity. Gene Ontology annotation, biological process: G protein-coupled receptor signaling pathway. The coding region runs from base 1 to 1236 and encodes 411 amino acids.